Messenger RNA from Passer domesticus (house sparrow), 396 nucleotides. RefSeq names its product ALX homeobox 3 (gene ALX3). NCBI's taxonomy places the organism in Eukaryota, Metazoa, Chordata, Aves, Passeriformes, Passeridae. The coding region runs from base 82 to 312 and encodes 76 amino acids. The transcript has a single exon. The record is from RefSeq and is a predicted model, not a curated record.
UUUCAGCUGCAGAACAACCUGUGGCCGAGCCCUGGGAGCCCCCCGGGGCUGCUGCCCCCCGAGACCAUCCCGUCCCCCUGCAUGUCCCCGUACCCCCCCGCCCCCAGCAGUGGCUUCGUGGGCAUUCCCGCUUCCCCGGGCGCCCACCCCGGCAUCAACAGCCUGUACCCCCUGCACGGGCUGCCCCCGCCGGGCCUGGCCCCCCACCCCUUCGAGCCGCCCGCCCAGCACGACUACAAGGCGCCCACCCUGAUGCCGCUGAGGAUGAAGAGCAAAGAGGGCGCCGGGAGCCUCCUGAACUGGGCCACAUGAUCCCCCAGGAUGGACACGGAGCCCCCCCGAGGGUGUCCCCCAGCCCGGGGAGGGGGGUCAGGGUGCUGGGGUCACCUUCACCCC